GGGGUGCCACAGGGCCCGAUUUCUUUUUCGCCAGGGCCGCUAAACCCGAAAAUCGCACCUAUUUCAAGGCGUUGCAUCGGGUAUAAAUCGCUCAGAAAACGCAUAUAUUUUGGUACUAAUAGUUGAAGGGGGCUCUCAACUAUAUAUUUGUGAAAGAUUUAUCAAAAUACCUUUCGAAAUAAGCGAGAAAUCGCCCAUCGGGCGGUGCGAGUUUUGCCGGCGGCAGCCCGCUCGCCCUCCCCCCGGCCUCACUGUUUACAAUGGUCGGCUUCGCGGGAAUGGGAUUUCGUGCCGUGUGCAAAGAAAACAAGAGUAAAGCUAGCCUUAGAUUUGUAGGUAACAUUACUAGCUACAGAAUGACACCCGAAUGUUGGCUGUACGGCUUCCAUGUGAGAAGAUAUUCUACUGUAAAGUUUUAAAAGUCGAUUUUCUCGGGAAAGUACCUCCUAAAAAUUUUUUAGAUACAUACAUAUUUGAAAAAUUCAGAAGUUUGCCGUUAUUUUGGUACCAGAUUCGCAUAUAUUGGAGUAAACACAGCGCGCGAAAUGUACGGCUACUUUUCCGACUACCAACGCUUGUUGGUGAGAGAGAAGAUGGCGGACGCACCCCAAGCCGACGAUGAAGAUCGCUAUGAUUCAGACACGAUUGCAGCGGCAUCCGACGAAAAUGCGGCCACAACUAGCUCCCAAAAGCCAGGUAAUUUAUUUUUUGGUAAUUCUAUGGAAUAUUUAGUCGAGUAAUGUCUGAUUUUUUAACGAUUUUGCCGCAUUGAUAUCUACGGACGGGAGGAAAAAAUUCAUACCCCUUUGUUUGCUUAUAAAGUUUGUCAUAGCUAGUCCAAAUCCUUACAUUUACCCAAAUUUCACGGCAAAACCUUGGUCAAUUAAUGGUUCUAGUGUUCCUUCAGAAGUUUGGUUUCAAUUUCCAGUGAUUUUCACCUUCCUUUGCUGUACUUCCGCUGUACUUCGUACCAACGAUCUAUACCGUGUCUAAGGGGGAGGGGGGCAGCAUCAUGCCCCUGUGCUUUCCUAAUAAUAUUAGUAAUAUCUUCUAUUUAAGAAUAGACAGUCAAUUUCUAUGUUUUCAUGCAUAUAAUAUUCCUUAUCUACAAAAUUUUGUUAACUUGAUCUUUAUUCCAGAUAACUUAUUUUUGCUGUUACUAUAUAGAUAGUUGAUAGAAAAGUCAGAUAUAUUAUUCUUAAUUAGGAUAACUUGAUAAGUGUUGAUAUCAGUUUGUGAAGACUUGUUAUGUUCAAAAUUUAAUUAUAAAUGAUGUUUUCUUUUUCUUAUGACAGAAAUCCUUGUCCCUGCAAACAUCAGAGUAGGGCCAACAUGUACAACUGCUGGCAUAACUGCUGAAGUACUGAGGAAUGGAUGGGGCAGUGACCAGCCAAGGGUACCUAUUACCGAGAUGAUGGUGGCCGAGAUUGAGGCCUAUCGAUGCAGAAAGAAGGUGUUGUUUGAAGAGGCCAUACAGUGGCUCGAGAGGUUGAUGGCACCAGCAGUUUUGGAGAGAGGAUGCGAGACAAGCCUUUUUACAUCAAUAGACAGGUUGAAGAAGAAGAUGACAACACUGAAGAAAAGUGCAAAGAAGGGAGAUAAUCCGAAAAAGCUGGAGAAGAUGAGAACAACGACUUACACGGGAGUAAAACAACAACAACCAGCAGCUGAGCCUGAACCUGUGCCACAACCAUCUACCUCUGGAAUGUCAAAAAAGCUGGAUGCUGUAAAACAUGCAAACCAAUCGCUGAAGAGUGAAGUGAAAGAGAAGGAUGCAGAGAUUCAGAGGAUGGUGGUUAAAAACUUUUCCCUGGAGAAAAAGGUGGAGGCAGCAGAGCGACAGAAAGUCAAAAUAAAGAAGGAGGAAGCAAAGAUUAGAAAGAAGAAAGAGAUGAUCAAGAACCUCCAAGAAACAGGAAGAGAGGCAAAGAAGAAUGUAAAGAACUUGUUAAGACAAUUGAAGCGACGUGAGGCAAAACUGAACACAAUGAAGGGAGAUUUGUCUCAACAGAAGGAACACUCCAAGGAACUUGGAAAAAGAUUGUCAGUCGUGACAGAGCAGAAGAAUAAGCUGAGGAAGCAGUCUACAUAUCAGAAGAAGACCAUAGAGAAGGCAAGGCAGUAUGACACUAUGCGGAAAGAAAUCAAGCGCCUGAAGAAAGAGAAGUCAGAACUUAAAGGUCUCGCGGAACAUUUACAGUUUGAACUAGAAUCUAGUGAAAGUGACCGAAAGAUCCAGUUGCGUACUGGCCCACACCCUACAAGUCCGUUUACAAAUGACUUCCGCCUCUGCUGCAUGAAACUGCUCGGCUGUAAUGUUUCUGCCACCAAACUAUCAGAAGUAAUACAUUGUGUCCUGACCACGCUGUGCAAACAAGAGAUCGAUAUAAGUGAGCUACCUGGAACAACGUUUUGCCAGCACAUCCGGAUGGAGUCAAACCUGGCUUCAUCCUACCACCUAGCAGAUCACCUUGACCAGUCAACCAACAUGAGCCUCCAUAGUGAUGGCACCAGUGAGGACCAGCAGAAGUUUGGGGACUAUGAAAUUACAACAGACAAAGGACAGAACAGGCUAUUGGGAAUUCUACCAUUGAAGUCGGGGGGGUCAGAGGAUCAGCUCGAUGGUCUCAAGUUUAUCAUUGAGAAACUGGCCAAACUAUCUGCGGACAACUCAAACUCAUACUCCAAACGCAUCAUCAGCAAGAUAAAAAACACCAUGGGGGAUGGGGCUGCCAGUCAAAAACAUUUCAACGAACUCCUACAGUCAUACAGGGAAGAGAUUUUGCCGGAAGUGAUAGAGAACUGGGAUCAGCUUGAAGACAGUGUGAGGGAGGACAUGGGGAAAAUGAACCACAUGUACUGCCAACUGCAUGGCCUCAUCGGAUUUGCCACCUACAGCGAUGAGGCCCUAAAGCAGUUGGAAGGAGUUUGGCGGAAGGCCUUCGGAAAACUGGGUGUGGAGGCACUAAAGGAAUUCCAAAACAGUGCCGGGGAAUACUCCUGGGGCAAGGGUGAUUCCGGGACCCAGCGACUGGUAAGGACCACAUGCGAUGCAGUUGCCCCCCGCGGUGACCAGAAAUCUGGAUGCAUGGGCGAGUUCGUCACCUACCUCAACCACAUGAACAAAAAACGAAGCACACACAUGAAGCCAUUCAAGGGCAACCGUUUCAACAUCUUGUUUGAGGCUGCGGCUGGGGUAUACCACCACCGCAAAGAUGUGGACGACAUGUUCCAUGCUGGGUACAACAAGGCAGGCAACAAGCUCCUGAGAGCAGUCUGGGCAGACAUCAAAUCCCCACAACUCUUGGCUGGCUGCAGAGCGCUGGGGAUAGUAUUCUAUCAUAUCACUGAGCCAUACUGGAGGCUUGUACUAGAUAAGAGGGUACACAUUCUGGACUUGUCGCCCCAACUCCAGCAUGCAGUGAAGACGUUUGAGAAGUGGAGAGAAGACGGCACACCCCUGCUAAGCGCUGACCUGGAACCACUCUUCACUGUUGCAGGUUCUCCGAUAGAACCAAAGAGGGAAGAAGAUGCCUUCAAGUCUCUGUACUCUCCAACUUCUCCAGAGAUAGAGACCAUGACUAAACAGGCACUCGAGGUAAUCAUGGCAAACAUGAUUACUGUCUGUGAGAGACGGUUCCACUCCCAGCUACAUGGCCAGUACAAAGAUGCAAGCAAUCAAGCACAAAGAGAAGAAAUGAAAGACAUGCUAAAGACAAACAUGAAAGGGGAAAAUGACUUUGGAUAUUUCACAUACAUGAAGACCUCCAAACCAUCAAUCAGCAUGAUGGCUCUGGAGGGACAAGCCAUGUUCAAGAGAAACGCAACUGGGGAAUGGCUUGAUAGGAUGUCUGUGGAGAACCCUGACAAGUACAACAACAUCAUGUUAGGGAGUAGAAAGAAGAUGCCAGAGGUUCACAAGGCAUACAAAGAAUGGGAGGAGGCCAUAAAACAGCACAAAAUAGAGAAGAUGGUGAGACGGGCAGAGGAGGCCAAGAAGAAGGAAGAGAAGAAGGCAAAGCAAGAGGCAGACCGUGAUGAGCUACUUCACAGAUUCGGUGGACCGGUCACUUCUCUGCAAAUGCUUGAUACAUUCCUGUCAAACACCUCUGGUUGUCCUGGGGGUGUGCGAUUAAAGGCUGUCAAAUCCCAGCUCAAAUACCUGGAAGCAACAUGCCGGCACUGUCCAAAAACGCUGUUCCGGUUUUCCGAGAAAGGGGCUGUGUUCAGAGUAGAGAGGCUUGAAGACAACUUGAGAACGAUUCUCAGCCUUGGUUCUAACAGCACAGCUGGUGAUGAUGAAGGAAUAACAGUCAAUGCAGCUUCAGAAGAUCCAGAGCAAAUGCACGAUGACGUCUCACAUGUGAAGGCUGGCUUUACCAAGAAAGGCGUGGAGGCAAAGCAAAGACAGGACACCAGCUUGCAAAGGGAAGAUGAAGAGAGGGAAGACACCAGUGAAAAUGUCCCGAGUGGAGAUGGAGACACCGGUGAAAAUGUCCCAAGUGGAGAUGGAGACAACGGUGAAAAUGUCCCGAGUGGAGAUGGAGACAACGGUGAAAAUGUCCCGAGUGGAGAUGGAGACAACGGUGAAAAUGUCCCAAGUGGAGAUGGAGACAACGGUGAAAAUGUCCCAAGUGGAGAUGGAGACAACGGUGAAAAUGUCCCGAGUGGAGAUGGAGACAACGGUGAAAAUGUCCCGAGUGGAGAUGGAGACAACGGUGAAAAUGUCCCGAGUGUUGAUGCCACUGAUGAAGAAGAACAGAGUGAAGAUGGGGAAAGCAGUGAAGACACUGGGAGUGAAGAUGAAGAUGCCAGUGAAGAAGAUGAAGGGAGUGAAGAUGGGGACAGCAGUGAGAGUGAUGAAAUGGAAGAUGAUGAGAGCAGUGAGGAGGAAGAGAGCAGUGAGGAGGAAGAGAGCAGUGAGGAGGAAGAGAGUGUGGAACCUCCCAGCAAAAAGCAGAGAAGAGACAUUCAGUUUGUGAAGGACAAUUUUGUGGCUGUUGCCUUUGAAGAUGGCUGGUAUCUGGGUCAAGUAGAAGACAUUCACGAGUCAGUACAGGGGGAAUCUACAACUGCAACAGUUAACUUCAUGCAGAGACAGUGGGACCGGAAAGGUCUUGGUGUGGAUGACAAUCCUAAGUUCUUCUGGCCACCUAGAAAGGCAAGAGAGGACACUGACAUUAUUUAUGUUUUUGAUUCCAAUGUACAGAUAGAGCCAGACAAAAGUUCUAAUGCUCGACAUUACAUAGUAUCUGGAUGUAAGGAUGUUAAUAUCAAGUAUAAUCUCUACUACAAUACAUACUUUGCCACAAAACCAUCCUACAAAAAGCGAGGUAAGAAAACCCGCUAAAUGCUGUUUUGACAGAUCACACCACGUAGUUUGAAGAAUGUAACAAUUUCCAUAAUGUCCGGUAAUUGAACAUUUAUUGCUAGUUCCUUUACCUUAUUGGUUUUGUUGCUUUAGGCUUUUAGCUGAAGCAGAUAGAUAGGUUUUGAUGCCAGAUAUGAAUCAAGCAUGUUCCAAAACCCCUAUGUGCCAGUUUUUGGCCCUAUAUCCUGUAAGAUGAUGAAGUUAUUACAAUUUCGCAUAUUUAAUUAGCCGAGUUGGAUUUUAUGACCUUAAGAUGGCAUGAUUUAUUGAUUAUUCAUCAUUUGAAAAGAGAUGGAUAAGUUUUGAUGCCAGAUUUGAAUUCAGGGCAUGCCAGAACCUUUGUGUACCAAUUUUUUCCCUUGUAUGUUUAAAAUUUUUUGAGAUAUUGCAAUUUCGCAUAUUUAAUUAGCUGACUUAGUUUCUGUGCGAUCAAGUUGCCUUGGACCAUGUCCAUAUUUUUGUCAUUUUUGGCAAAUUAUCCAUCGAUGAUAUCUUGAGAAAUAAUGAAGCAUGAGCCACAAUUUUUAUGUAUUUGUUACAUUGGUAGUAAUAAAAGAGAAGCAUGUGAAAAUUGUUUGUCUAUAGUUUUUCUCUAUUCAGUUAUAGCAUCUUGAAAUAUAGUUAAUUUAAGGAUUAUUACGAGUCCGGAGAAUUUAAGGCAAAUUUUCAGACCUUUGAACGGCCAUAACUCUCUAACGGUAUGUCCGAUUUAGUUCAAAUAAAAAACAUUCUGUUCCUUUCACAAAGAUCUAUCAAAUGAGACCAAGUUCUAAA
Messenger RNA from Branchiostoma floridae (Florida lancelet), 6145 nucleotides. RefSeq lists its product as uncharacterized. The transcript has a single exon. Lineage: Eukaryota; Metazoa; Chordata; Leptocardii; Amphioxiformes; Branchiostomatidae. The record is from RefSeq and is a predicted model, not a curated record. Gene Ontology annotation, molecular function: 3'-5'-RNA exonuclease activity. Bases 1289 to 5350 code for a protein of 1353 amino acids.